ACGCGUAAGAACACCAGCGAGGAGGAGGAAGGGCACCAACAGAACAGAGCGCCAAUCCCACGGAGGUUUCGAGCGGAGAGCACAGGCGAGUCUCGAUGGCGGAGGGGACGAAGCCGGACUUGCCGCUGUUCCAGCUCCUCUCUGACCUUCUCCAGCAGGUGGAGUCGAUGAGCAACCAGGAAGAAGUAGAGUUGCGUGCUAAGAUUGAAGCACUAGGAUUAGAAGUUACUAAGGUACCAGAGCAGGCACCUAAGCAUCUUGAUGAGCUAGAAAUAGCUGCAGAGCUGGACAAACUAUCAGCAAGGCUAGAUAACGUCGACAAGAUGAUAUCAUCUGCCAUGGCCUCGGAUCCGGAAGUGAAGUCUCUUUUGAGCAGCACUGCUAAUAUCUGGAUGCCCGUCAUCACUGCGUCUGCCGAUGAGAGACGGGGGUUUGCAGGAACAAGCAGUGAAGGCAACCAGGAAGAGCAGGAGAAUUCCAAACAACAGCUUGCACAUGGGCUGUAAUUGUUUCACCUUGUGAGUUUGUAUCAACCUUCCAUAUGUUCAUUCAAAUGAGCGCUUACAUCACUACAUGUAUCAAAAGUUUUUGACAAAAUCAACAAUAAGCACACAUGAUUGUCAUGUACAAUAAGUCAAUAAUGAGCGAGGUGAUAAAAUUUA
This is a messenger RNA of Phragmites australis (common reed), 662 nucleotides long. RefSeq lists its product as uncharacterized. The transcript has 3 exons. Lineage: Eukaryota; Viridiplantae; Streptophyta; Magnoliopsida; Poales; Poaceae. The record is from RefSeq and is a predicted model, not a curated record. Bases 96 to 506 code for a protein of 136 amino acids.